This is a messenger RNA of Moneuplotes crassus, 811 nucleotides long. The record is from the annotation of a GenBank genome assembly. NCBI's taxonomy places the organism in Eukaryota, Ciliophora, Spirotrichea, Euplotida, Euplotidae.
UUGUGGAACUUUGACAAAAAGAGUUGGUUAUUCUGGACAGACUUGGAAUACAACAGGGAGUUAUAUCACUUUGAAUGUUGUGUGAGUGUACAAAUUGACAUCCACUUCUACAUAUAUAAAUGGCAUAAAGAUAGAUGUCAAUUAUGCAACAAACGCUGAUAUUCAUAAAGAUUAUUGGAUGUCUUAGAAAAUACUUUAUUAUAAGUGAUCAAAUACCCGUUAACAAUCCAGUUAUAUGAAGGAAUAAAAUCCUCUAUGCAUUUUGAUUUCCUUUACCUUUAAACUUCAAAAUAUCCCAUUCAAAUAUGUCUAUAUAGCAGUGUUCGCUGGCUCUUCAGCUUAUGAUGAUGACAAGGAGAGUUCUAUUAGCACUGGAGGCACAAAGACAGUGUCUAUAGAUUGGGACUUUGCGAUUUACAUUGUAGUUCACCCUACCUCAUCUAGCAAUGCUAUAGAUAUUGACUAUAAAGCAGAAAGAACAGUAAAAACAGUGAGUGUAGGAGCAGUUAUAGGGAUUGUCCUCGGCAGCAUUUGAUGUUUCAUCAUAAUUAUUGGUGGAAUAAUCGGUACAGCUGUAUUUUGCUCUAUCAAGAAAGCUCAAAUGGGUUUAAGAAAUCAAGCCGAAACAAAUAAUGGUGCUGCUACUGCUGUUCAAAUCAGUCCACAGCCUCAAAUGAUUACUGAUCCAGCUCCUCAACCUCUUUAUAUGACUAGUAGGGAUUUAUGAUUUUCUUGAGAAUCAGUAUAAGCUAGCUUUCUAGAUUUAUCUUUGUUUUGAAAGAGUUCUCAUUACUUGAUGGUUAUUUUACUC